Molecule: messenger RNA, 4362 nt
Organism: Topomyia yanbarensis
Lineage: Eukaryota; Metazoa; Arthropoda; Insecta; Diptera; Culicidae
Product: protein prickle-like
Exons: 9
Coding region: 619-3990 (1123 amino acids)
Molecular function (GO): zinc ion binding
Source: RefSeq, a predicted model, not a curated record
CGUGAACGGUUGCGUUUUCAUUUGUCCGUGCAUUGUUUGUUAGUCGAUCCUGCUAGCUAGAGUUAGGUGCUGCUGUGGCAAGCGCCCAGGUGUGUUCAGGUGCACAGAGAGAGCUCAACGGCCAGAGCGGGAACGAACUCAAAGCGGACUUGAUAUCGGACGGUCGUAAUCGAAGUCACCGAAGUUUCUUUCAUCGUCGUCGAGUCGAGUGGUUAGGAGAAAGAGCAUUUUAACUGCAUCUACGGUGUGAAGAGCUCUUGGUUUUUGUGUACGAAUUCGAAAAAUUCCAAUCGAAAACUCGUUUUACCUUUUCUUUUGCUGAGCUCGUAAAAGUAGUGUUGGCUGGCGUUCACGUCGUCGGAGGAACGGAGGAAAAUUACCGAGCGCGAGUGCGCGCCGCCGCCCGGAGUGUGUCUCAGUGUGUUGGUUGAUUAUGAUUAAUAGUUGUAACUAAGUUUCUUGGAGGAAUUAAAGCGGUCUUCGGCAGUGCGCCAACAAGGUGGGCGAUUUAAUGGGACAUUGUUUGUCGCUGGACGGUGGACGGUGGCGACAGAAUUCCGAGUGCGGAGAAGAAGAAUUUUGUUCUAGUGAGUGAAGCAGUGUGAGUGCGGGGGUGAAAUGAGUUCCAGCGAGAUGACGAUGGCCAAGUCGGCUUCCAACGCAAACCUGCAGGUCGGCAAGCAAUGGUGGAAGGUAUGCUUCCUGUACGGGAACCAGGAAAAGUACUACCGACAAAUCUACGCCAAAGCCGCCUCAGAUCGGAUAGCACAUGCCGCUCAGACCAACAACAACAAAAACACCAACAACAACAACGGAACUGGUGCAUCGGGAAAGGCGGCCAUAAUAUUUCCUACGAAACAGCACCGUCCGAUUCUGAUCAACGGAACACGGAACAGCCAGCGAACGGAUGCGGGUUGCGACAAAACUGCUCCGACGAGUAAAAAACGUGUAACCGUACUGGACGAUUCGUUCCUGCUGGGGGUCAGCGAAGACGAGCAAAGGUCGGAUAGUGGAAUUAACAUCGACGCCGCUUCCAGCCAACCGGAAGAAUCAAGCCACCGGGGAAUGAGACGCAAUUUUCACUUGAGCAAUGAAGAGCUGAGACUUUUAUACUCGGACACACCCGGUGGGGGACAUUUCCUGGAACCAGCUGGUGCCUCGAUUCCGUCUCCCAUUGUGAGCCUCUGUGGGAGCCCUCAAAUUGCACCCAAUUCAUCAUCGUCAUCUUCGUCGCCGGUCGUCGGACUGCCCGGGGGCCAAUUCGUCGCAGUCAACAAUGUGAGCAGUCCCGCCCCUACCAGUUCCAGUCCGUGUUUUCUGCCCUGCCCGGACGUUCUGGUCACCAACGGCAGCAACAAGAUCACCCCGCAAGCCGUGCCGAUGUCGUACCCAUACCAAAAACCUUCCUCCUUCGAGUACGACGUGAACUGCGUCGUCCCGCUGAGUCCCCAGGCCCAGUCCUACCACCACAAAUCGCUCCAGCAUCACCCUUCCGCAUCGGUGAUUCCGUCACCGGCAUCGGUGAGUGACUUCCUACCGCCGCUACAACCGCAGUCCCAACCGCUGCAGCUCCACCACCAGCAGGAGAUCGGUGCAGGAUCGCGAUCGAUUUAUAGUGCGCACGCCCUCUCGCAAACCAGCAGCAACCUGCAUCCCCAGCACCUGCAGCAUCUUCAUGGAUCGUACCAGCAUCAGCCGGCUGCACCUGCGUUAUAUCAUCACUCACCACGAGGUCAACAGCAGCAGCAGACAUUUCCACCAAAUUUCCCUCCCAACCAGCAGCAGCAUCACGGAGGAGGAGGCGGAGUCGGUGUCGGAGUCGGUGGUGGUGGACACAAUUACUCGCAGUCCGACGAUGACAGUGGCUGUGCGCUAGAGGAGUACACUUGGGUACCCCCCGGUCUUCGGCCGGACCAGGUCCAUCUGUACUUCUCGGCCAUCCCAGAGGACAAGGUUCCGUACGUAAACAGUAUCGGCGAGCGGCACCGGGUCCGCCAGUUGCUCCAGCAGCUUCCUCCCCACGAUAAUGAGGUGCGAUACUGUCAUUCACUGACCGAUGAAGAGCGUAAAGAGCUGAAACUUUUCUCCGCACAGCGGAAGCGAGAAGCCCUCGGUCGAGGAACCGUGAAACAGCUUGCUACGAAUCAGAUUUGCGAUGGGUGUGGCGAAUGCAUUUCCUCCGGUGACAUGGGAGUUUACGCGUCUCGGUUCGAUCCAGGCACCUGCUGGCACCCGGCUUGCUUCUUUUGCUCCGUCUGCAAGGAACUGUUGGUCGAUCUGAUUUACUUCCAUCGGGAGGCUCGGCUGUACUGCGGAAGGCAUCACGCGGAGACGCUGAAACCCAGGUGCUCCGCUUGCGAUGAGAUUAUACUGGCCGAUGAGUGUACGGAGGCGGAAGGUCGGGCGUGGCAUAUCAAGCACUUUGCCUGUUUUGAGUGUGACAAGCAGCUCGGUGGUCAACGAUACAUAAUGCGCGAUGGGAAACCAUACUGUCUGCACUGUUUCGACGCCAUGUUUGCCGAAUACUGUGAUUACUGUAGCGAGCCGAUCGGUGUUGAUCAGGGUCAAAUGAGCCACGAUGGUCAGCAUUGGCACGCGACGGACAGUUGCUUUGCCUGCAGUACCUGUCGAUGUUCACUGCUCGGUCGACCAUUCUUACCUCGCAGGGGAGAGAUUUAUUGCUCUAUAGCAUGUAGUAAAGGUGAACCACCCACGCCUUCCGACGGCUCAGUGCCAACCGUUCUUCCCACACGAAGUCGGCUGCGGGGAAGUCAACGGCCGUCGGACGACGACUCCGAAUAUCAACCGCAUUUGCCAAAGUCACCCGAACCGUUGCAGAGUCCAAUCAGCGAACGAAGUACUCCGCACUCCAGUCCUGCCAAACACUCGCAUACGGAAAUUUCCACCAACAUUUCAAGCUCGGUUCCAGCAACCAGCGAGCUAAAUGAACACAAUUUCUCCGUUUCGGCGGACAACGACGUACAAACAUACACCGGAAGUGGGGCUACUUCGCCCGUGUCCUCCCGAACGAACCCUUACACCGAACCAAGUGACCUCGUAGACCACCACCAGCAGCAGCAUGAUUCUUUGCCACCAUUGAGUUCCAGCCAUCGAAGGAUCCCUCAAUGUUCACCGGAACUCACCCGAUUACUACACAAAGAUCGAAGUCGGCAACCAUUGGAUCUGACGGAUCUUAGCUUAAGCUUAGACAACUGGCAAGCCGAUCAGCUUUCCAUCGCACCCAGUAUAGCGAAGACAAACCCGGCUCUGACCUCAUCGAUGCCGGAAUUAACCCAGCAGCUGCAGCAACAGCAAUACCACAACCAGCAGCAGCAACAGGAACAGCAACAUCAACAACAAUCUUCGUAUCAUCCGUAUCAUUCGCAGCCAGCUUACGACGAUAUUAGCCCGUUGGACAAAUCAAGUGCAAUAGACCCGGAUGAUGCUAUCCAGAAUGCGUCCGAUGCGUCACACUCCAUCGUGGAGCUGCCAACCCCGCCGCCAAUAGUCAUUAAGAAAGAAGUCCGCUUUGAAGGCGACUUCCAGGACUCGUUGCCCCGCUCGAAAGGCUACUGCUCCCGGAAUGGGGGCAACCCGCGAACACGUUCCUCCAAGUCGAAACGUAAAUCCAGCCAUCAUCACGGUCAACGGUCAGAUCGAUCGGACCAUUCAGCCGCUAGCUCCUCUUCUUACCACGAGCCAAGAUCCUCCAGCAGCCGGCGUUCCCCGCGGCGGAGGCCACGCGCACCUGUCGAAGUAGAACUGGAACCGGACGGGGGUGAUUCGGAUGCGCGUAGCGUUUGCUCCACCUGUUCGUCCAGUUCAUCCAGUGCGGACGAUGACGUGUACGAGUUGCCGAUGAGGCGGACCUACGGCGGAACGCGAAUCCACUACAUGCCAAACAAUUCGCUUGCGUGCGCCCGGAAACGGAAGCAACUGCAAACCAGCCAUCCCUAUGAGAAAGACAAUAAAAACUGUAUCAUAUCGUGAGAACCGGCCGGUUGAUGUCGGCUUCGUUACUGAAGGUAGUAGGUUAGGUCUGUACAUUUUUCUCCGUGACAGAAUGUCUACGUAUCCAAAUUGGGAGUCGAAAAAACAUUUCAAGUAUUUUUGACGAAAGAAAAGUAAUAUAGUGUUUUUGAUGAAGGAAAAAAAAGUGUUUAAACACGAGUUUGAAUGUAUUUUGAUUAUUUGGGGUUGAAAUUUUAGAUUAUGGAACAAGAUAUUUUAAAGCAGAACAAAUACUCAAGAGAUUUUGUGAAAGAUUUUCGUAUCCAAGGCAUACAGUUCACGUACCAAUACAAAGCAGAAUGUAUUCAAUGCUCAUAUCUUAUUUAUAAGAAUUUUUUAUAUAUAAUAGUU